GAGGAAAAUGUAACAGCAGAGCAUGAAAUUCGUUCAAGAAAAUCCAAGCGCGUCGUGAUUUUUACUAAUAACCAGGCAAACGCCGAUACUUAUACUAAUACCAAGGAUGCUAAUGAUCCUGAUCAAACAGACGAAGUGGCUUUGAUACGCUAUUCGCAACAAUCGGAUUUUCGGCGCGACAUAAUAAAGGGUUCCAUGCGUGCCCAAAGGCGUAAAACAAUUACUUGGGAGCUGUUUCAAGCAAAUGUACAUUCCCCCCUUUUUUUGGACAGAGUAGACAAACCACUCUUUUUUUCUUUUGAUAUUUCUGGACCGCUGAAACGAAUAUCUCGAAAUUGGAUAUGUAAAAACAAAGAAUCAAAAAUUUCUGAUUAUACAGAAAAAAAGAUCGAGAAAAAAGACGAGGCCAAAAGAGAAAAAUACAAAAGAGAAAGAAAAUGAGGAUAGAAAUAGCAGAAGCUUGGGAUAGUCUUUUACUUGCUCAAGUAAUAAGGGGCUCCGUGUUAAUAACCCAAUCAAUUCUUAGAAAAUAUAUUAUAUUACCUUCACUGAUAAUAGUUAAAAACAUUGCCCGUAUGUUAUUAUUUCAAUUUCCUGAGUGGUCUGAGGAUUUAACGGAUUGGAAUCGAGAAAUGCAUGUUAAAUGCACUUAUAAUGGUGUUCAAUUAUCCGAAACAGAAUUUCCAAAAAACUGGUUAACAGACGGUAUUCAGAUAAAGAUCCUAUUUCCUUUUUGCCUGAAACCUUGGCACAGAUUUAAACUACAACCCUCUCAUAAAGAUCCAAUGAAAAAAAAGAAAGGUCAAAAGAAUGAUUUUUGCUUUUUAACAGUUUGGGGAAUGGAAACUGAACUACCUUUCGGCUCUCCUCGAAAACGGCGUUCGUUUUUUGAGCCUAUUUUUAAAGAACUAAAAAAAAAAAUAAAAAAAUGGAAAACGAAAUGUUUUAUAGCUUUAACAAUUUUAAAAGAAAAAACUAAAUUGUUUCGAAAAGCUUCAAAAGAAACAAAAAAAUGUAUCACUCAAAGCAUUCUAUUUCUAAAAGGAAUAAUAAAAGAACUUUCAAAAAUAAAUCCAAUUCCAUUUUUUGGGUUGAGAGAACCAUAUGAAUUGGGCGAAACUAAAAAGGAUUCGAUAAUCAGUAAUAAGAUGAUUCACAAAUCAUCCCUUCAAAUUCAAUCUAUGGCGUGGACAAAUUAUUCAUUAACCGAAAAAAAAAUAAAAGAUCUGACUAAGAGAACAAACACAAUCAAAAAUCAAAUACAAAAAAUUCUAAUUAUAAAAGACAAGAAAAACGAAUUUCUAACUCAAGAAAUAAAUAGUAGUUCUAACAAAAUAAGUUAUCAGGAUAAAAUAUUAGAAUCAUCAAAAAAAUUUUGGCAAAUAGUAAAAAGAAGAAAUAUUCGAUUAAUCCGGAAAUUCUAUUUUUUUAUAAAUUUUUUCAUUGAAAAGAUAUACAUGGAUAUUCUUCUAUAUAUCAUUAAUAUUCCAAGAACCAAUACCCAACUUUUUCUUGAAUCAACAAAAAAAAUGAUUGAGAACUUCAUUCACAAUAAUGAAGCAAAUCAAGAAAGAAUUAAUAAAACAACUAAAAAUACAACUCAUUUUAUUUCAACUAUAAAAACCUCACUUUCUUCACUUUCUAAUAUUAGUAUUAGAAAUAAAAAUGAAAAAGCUUUUUGUGACUUAUCCUCCCUCUCACAAGCAUAUGUAUUUUACAAAUUAUCACAAACCCAAGUUAUUAGUUUUUAUAAAUUCAAACCUAUCCUUCAAUAUCAUGGAACAUCUCUUUUCUUAAAAAUGAAAUAA
Molecule: messenger RNA, 1808 nt
Organism: Gossypium arboreum
Lineage: Eukaryota; Viridiplantae; Streptophyta; Magnoliopsida; Malvales; Malvaceae
Product: protein TIC 214-like
Exons: 1
Coding region: 438-1808 (456 amino acids)
Cellular component (GO): membrane
Source: RefSeq, a predicted model, not a curated record